Lolium perenne is the source of this 2423-nucleotide messenger RNA. NCBI's taxonomy places the organism in Eukaryota, Viridiplantae, Streptophyta, Magnoliopsida, Poales, Poaceae. The record is from RefSeq and is a predicted model, not a curated record.
GUUUGUGCAAUUACUCUACUUAAAAAUCAGCCAAAGUAUGACACAGUGUCCCGUCGGAGCAGCAGAGGAUGAGAUGACAAGUCAGGGCACCAUGGCGUGCAUAUUUACGCCCCUCUGAUUUUUUGCAUCUGUCCUCGGUUUAUACGGUACCAAACGGCUGAACGGCUCCACACUGGAGGCCCCUCUCCUAGUCUCCUCCGCCUUCCUCGUCUCCUUUCGCCUUCUUGGUUCUUCAUUCCAGCUCCAGGGCAUCUGGAAUGGUGACUACAGAGUGUGGGUGCGCAGAGUGUGGGUGCUAGCUGAACUACUCCCUUUGUAUUCCCGCCAAGCCUGCUAGACUGCAGCUGUAGAGGGUAUAGAAAGUGCGAGAUGAGGAAUUCUUGCGAGGGCUGCAAGAGGUACUGGAACCAUCUACAUGGGAAGGUCACGCGUUUCGUCAGGCGGAUGAACAAAAAUUCGAGAAAAAGCCUGGUCAUACCAGAGAGGUUUGGGAACCAUUUUGUACGAAAGAUGCCAGGAACCAUCGAACUAGAAGGCCCCAAUGGUAAAGUGUAUGAUGUUGGAGUUACCAAGCACAAGGACAUAACAAUCCUUCAGUCUGGAUGGGAGGUGUUUGUUGAUGCCAAUAACAUAGUGGAGAAAGACUCGUUGAUGUUCCGGUACCAUGGAAGAUCUCGCUUCAAGGUUGCGGUCUUUGAUUCUGGUGGUUGUGAGAAAAGGGUAUCCUGUGCUGGCAUUGAGAGCGAUACUAGUAAUCAAGAACGAAGCAAAAAUUAUGCAGACAUGUCAAGCAGUUCGAGCGAUCAGAAUACUCGUUCGUCAGUGGGUCGGGGGUCAGAUGGAUGCCAAAAUCGUAGCUCAGGCCGUUGUAGAAAAUGGUCAAGGACAGACGCAACAUCCUCUUCAUCUGAGGAUUUUUCAGGAGAAGACAGUCCUUCUGAGUCCGAUGAUCACACACUCUCGAAGCCUCUUUAUGUCUUAUCAGGGCAAAGCUAUGUAACAGAAGAGCAGGAAGCAAACAUAGUUGCACUUGUCAAGGAAACUCAACCAAAGAUGCCUCUGCUUGUGGCUAUGAUGAACAAGCCCAAUGUGAAACCAUAUCCUGACCUGGUAAUUCCUAAGGAUUACACUAUCACUUACUUUCCACACAAAAGUCAAACUACCACACUCCAGCUGGCCAGGCAGAGCAAGACUUGGCACUGCAAAUUACUUGUCAGACAAGACGGAGGACCAAAGAUGGCCUCAACUGUGCGUGUUAAGGAGGAACAGUCUGACGAAAGUGGAAGAUUAGAUGGAUGCCAAAGAGGGCAUUCAAGCCACAUUAGAAGUAUUACAAAGACGGCUUCUAUAUCCUCUGCAAAUAAGGAAUCAGGAGAAGAUAGUGCUUUGGAGUGCGAUUCUUCUGAGUCGGAUGAUGUUCAAACGCCUCCCGAGCAUGAUUAUGUGUUGUCACUUCGGAGUUAUUUAUCUGAAAAACAAAAGGAGAAAGUUGUUAUGCUUCUCCGGAACAUUCAACCCAGAACUCCUGCAUUCGUGGCUAUCAUGAAGAAGUCCAGUGUCGAACCACCGCAUUCUUCUCUGACCAUCUCUAAGAAAUACGCAGUUCUACACUUUCCCCAUGAAAGUGCAUCUGUCACACUUCAGAGAGCGGGUGUGAAGAAGAAAUGGCACCCCAGGUUCUACAAGACGAAAAAUGCAAGUAUGCACAAGAUUAGGGGGGAGUGGUGUGAUUUUGUUUGUGAAAAUCAUGUGGAGGAGGGAGAUAUCUGUAUCUUUGUACCAGCAAAGAAUGGGAGAAGGUUCACGUUUACGGUUCAUCUACUGCGCGCAGAAAGCAACACGCAUGCAGGUCCUUUUGUGCCGCCCUACAUACUAGCACAAAAUAGCUGUCUAUCUCCAUUGCAACAGAGUAUAAUUGAAGAUAAAUUGCAAGCCAUCCAAUUGGAAGCACCCCUAUAUGUUGCAAUCAUGAACAAUACCAGUGCUGGUGUCAAUGGGCGUUACGUACUGGAAUUUGGUGCACAAUAUGCUGCUGUAUAUCUUCCAAACAAAGAGCAAACUAUUUUGCUCCAGCGUGCGCGGAAGAUAUGGCACACCAAGCUACGUAUAUGGAGUGGUAGGAGACGUGUGCUCCAUGGUGGCUGGCGCAAAUUUGUCCGUGACAACUGUCUGCACGCCGGAGAUAUCUGUCUAUUUGAGCUGAAGAACAACCGGAAGGAGCUUAAGAUGAGGGUUCAUAUCAUUACGAGUGAUCAGUAUUAGUUUCUACUUUGUUGUAGAAGGGAAUGCUGGCCCCUGCUAUUUCUGCUGGAGCUAUGUUUUGUACUCUAAAACCAAAUGGUUGUAUGGUUGAUCUUGGAGAACUACUGCAGCUGAAACUCUGAAUUUUCCGCAAUUCCAUGUAAUUUCUAAGUUUGGUGUCA